UUUAAUAACCAUGAUACAUCACUUUACACAAAUGAUACUACUUGUAUGGAUCUGCGAGACCGGAAAGAAUCAAGCUCAACAGAUUCGUAUCAUUAUUCACGAUCUACUUAACAACACUAAUGAUAAACAAACCAAAGAUGAGUUACAUCUGUUUUCUUUACAAUUAUUGCAUUGUAACAAUACUUUUUCGGCAAAAGGUUUCAAUAUAGAUGCAACGCUUUUCGCUGCU
Trachymyrmex septentrionalis is the source of this 229-nucleotide messenger RNA. RefSeq names its product putative gustatory receptor 28b. The transcript is spliced from 2 exons. The annotation marks the transcript as partial. Gene Ontology annotation, biological process: sensory perception of taste. Lineage: Eukaryota; Metazoa; Arthropoda; Insecta; Hymenoptera; Formicidae. The record is from RefSeq and is a predicted model, not a curated record. Gene Ontology annotation, cellular component: membrane.